Acomys russatus (golden spiny mouse) is the source of this 3331-nucleotide messenger RNA. RefSeq names its product poly(A) specific ribonuclease subunit PAN3 (gene Pan3). The coding region runs from base 16 to 2721 and encodes 901 amino acids. Gene Ontology annotation, cellular component: P-body; PAN complex. Gene Ontology annotation, molecular function: protein kinase activity; poly(A) binding; ATP binding. Lineage: Eukaryota; Metazoa; Chordata; Mammalia; Rodentia; Muridae. The transcript has 19 exons. The record is from RefSeq and is a predicted model, not a curated record. Gene Ontology annotation, biological process: nuclear-transcribed mRNA poly(A) tail shortening; protein phosphorylation; mRNA processing.
GGCUGCGGCGUGGCCAUGAACAGUGGCGGCGGCCUCCCGCCCCCGUCGGCCGCCGCCGCCUCCCCGUCGUCCUCCUCGCUGGCGGCGGCCGUGGCGGCAGUCGCGGUCGCGGCCUCGUCGGGCGUCGGGAGUGUCCCGGGCGGGCCGGCGGCGGCGGUGGCGGCGGCGGCUGCGGCGGGCGUGAAGCUCAAGUACUGCCGCUACUACGCCAAGGACAAGACGUGCUUCUACGGCGAGGAGUGUCAGUUCCUGCACGAGGACCCCGCGGCCUCCGGCGCGGCCCCGGGGCUCGGCCUCCAUAGCAACAGCGUGCCGCUGGCGCUGGCGGCCGCGCCGGGGGCCGGCUUCCCUCCCGGAGCGCUCCCUGGCGGGGGAGCGGGGCCGCCGGCGGGGCCCAAGAAGCCAGAGCUGGGCGUCCCGGGGGCGGCGGCGGUGGUAGCGGCGACGGCGGGCGGCAGCGGCGGGCUCGACGGACCGCGGCUGGCGAUUCCUGGAAUGGAUGGAGGUGCUUUAACUGACUCAAGUCUCACAGAUUCCUAUUUCAGCACCAGCUUUAUUGGAGUCAAUGGAUUUGGAAGCCCUAUAGAAGCAAAGUAUCCCUUGAUGCAGAGAAUGACUAGUAGUAGCAGUUCCCCGAGCCUUCUAAAUGACAGUGCCAAGCCAUACGCAGGCCAUGAUCCUCUGACUUCACCUGCUUCAUCCCUAUUCAAUGACUUCAGUGCCCUCAGCAUCUCCCAGAGGAGGAAGCCAAGGAAGUGUCGCCUGGGGAUGCUGGAGGAGAGGCUAGUUCCGAUGGGAUCAAAGGCACGAAAAGCAAAGAACCCUAUUGGCUGCCUUGCUGACAGGUGUAAAUCAGGAGUCCCCAUCAAUAUGGUUUGGUGGAACAGAGUCACAGAAAGCAAUCUACAGACACCAAAUCCUACUGCAAGCGAAUUUAUACCUAAAGGAGGAUCAACCUCCAGGCUGAGUAACGUGUCCCAGUCAAAUAUGUCUGCCUUCUCUCAAGUGUUCUCUCACCCAUCCGUGGGAAGUCCUGCUACUGCUGGCUUAGCACCAGGAAUGUCACUGUCUGCUGGAUCUUCCCCUCUCCAUUCCCCCAAAAUUACUCCACACACCUCUCCUGCUCCUAGAAGAAGAAGCCACACUCCAAACCCAGCGAGUUUCAUGGUGCCGCCUAGUGCCUCCACUCCUGCCAGUAACCCUGUUCCUCAGACGCCGUCCUCUGGUCAGGUGAUCCAGAAGGAGACUGUUGGGGGGACGACUUACUUCUAUACAGAUACAACUCCAGCACCUUUGACUGGAAUGGUAUUUCCAAACUAUCAUAUUUAUCCUCCAACUGCACCUCAUGUUGCUUACAUGCAACCAAAAGCAAACGCACCUUCCUUCUUCAUGGCUGACGAGCUCCGACAGGAGCUGAUCAACAGACAUUUAAUAACAAUGGCUCAAAUUGAUCAAGCAGAUAUGCCAGCAGUCCCUACAGAAGUUGACAGCUAUCAUAGCCUGUUCCCCCUAGAACCACUGCCACCCCCCAACCGGAUACAGAAGUCAAGUAAUUUUGGGUAUAUCACAUCUUGCUACAAAGCUGUAAAUAGCAAAGAUGACCUGCCAUAUUGCCUUCGGAGGAUACACGGUUUUCGUCUUGUUAACACAAAGUGCAUGGUGUUGGUUGAUAUGUGGAAAAAAAUCCAGCACUCAAAUAUUGUAACCCUGCGGGAAGUGUUUACCACUAAAGCAUUUGCCGAGCCCUCCCUUGUGUUCGCAUAUGACUUCCACGCUGGAGGAGAGACUGUGAUGAGCAGGCACUUUAAUGACCCUAAUGCGGACGCCUACUUCACCAAGAGGAAGUGGGGCCAACACGACGGACCACUGCCCAGACAGCACGCUGGGUUGUUACCAGAGUCUCUCAUUUGGGCAUAUAUUGUCCAGCUGAGCUCUGCCCUGCGCACCAUUCACACAGCAGGCUUGGCAUGUAGAGUAAUGGAUCCAACGAAGAUUCUCAUAACUGGCAAAACGAGGUUACGAGUAAAUUGUGUAGGAGUUUUUGAUGUUUUAACAUUUGAUAACAGUCAAAACAAUAAUCCUUUGGCAUUGAUGGCUCAGUACCAGCAAGCAGACCUGAUGUCACUAGGAAAAGUUGUGCUGGCUUUGGCUUGCAAUUCCGUGGCAGGGAUCCAGCGAGAGAAUUUGCAGAAAGCCAUGGAAUUGGUGACAAUCAACUACUCCUCUGACCUGAAGAACCUCAUCUUGUACUUGUUGACUGACCAAAACAGGAUGCGGAGCGUGAAUGACAUCAUGCCCAUGAUUGGUGCUCGGUUCUAUACUCAAUUGGAUGCUGCUCAAAUGAGGAAUGAUGUCAUCGAGGAAGACCUUGCUAAGGAGGUUCAAAAUGGAAGACUGUUUAGGCUUCUAGCAAAAUUGGGAACAAUCAACGAGAGGCCGGAGUUUCAGAAGGAUCCAACGUGGUCAGAGACUGGAGACCGUUACCUGUUGAAGCUCUUUAGGGAUCAUCUUUUUCACCAGGUGACAGAAGCAGGUGCUCCCUGGAUUGACCUCAGUCACAUCAUUUCUUGUCUUAACAAGCUAGAUGCUGGUGUGCCAGAGAAAAUAAGCCUGAUUUCCAGGGAUGAGAAGAGCGUGCUGGUGGUGACGUACAGCGACCUCAAACGCUGCUUUGAAAAUACCUUUCAAGAACUGAUUGCAGCUGCAAAUGGUCAGUUGUAGUAUUUGCUUCAAGUGUCCACAGGGCAUGGUGAAGGACCGAGCCUAUAGCCAGUUGCACUACAACUGAACCGUCCUCCAUCUCCUGCCACCAGGGACUGAGCAGGAAGGAGUGAAGUGUCCCGCACUCGGGUCAGGUGCACUGUUACUGGAGAGAAAGAUUGUCUCAGUUUGUAUGCACUCUGGCUGCCACAGGCCUCCGAAGAAUUUAUUCAGACUAAGGUCACCUUUUGGUGAAUGAUGCUCCUGCUUCUGUUUUUCCACUUGUGUAUGCACUAAUUUUAAUUUUUAAAAAAGACUUAUUUUCUGCCCUUUGACCUCUUGCCACAUUGUAUACUUAUUAAGGGAACUAUUUGCAAGGACAUUGGGAAGCAAACAGGGCAGCUUUUUGCCACUGAGAGAUGCAGACUUCGCUCUUGGGAUGAGCCAGGUCAGGAGUUCACAGAAGUUCAUGUAACGCACGAUCCUUAUGGAGUGUGAGCUCCGGGUGCUGCCCACCGUCAGCUCGGACUGAGGCUUGUGUUUAAGAACACACAGAGAGAGAUGUCAGUGACUUUGUCGGGUAUGAAUUCCCCUAUUUGUUGAUUUAAUCCUUUUCCAGAUAACGACGGGA